GCGGGGCCCAGAGUGGGCAGGUCCGCGCACGCGCCGCGUGGAGGACGGAAGUGAAACGCUUAAGAAAUGAGAUGGAGAAGUACGAGCGGAUCCGAGUGGUGGGGAGAGGUGCCUUUGGGAUUGUGCACCUGUGCCUACGAAAGGCUGACCAGAAGCUGGUGAUCAUCAAGCAGAUCCCAGUGGAACAGAUGACCAAGGACGAGCGGCAGGCAGCCCAGAAUGAGUGCCAGGUCCUCAAGCUGCUCAACCACCCCAAUGUCAUUGAGUACUACGAGAACUUCCUGGAAGACAAAGCCCUCAUGAUCGCCAUGGAAUAUGCACCAGGUGGCACCCUGGCUGAGUUCAUCCAAAAGCGCUGCAAUUCCCUGCUGGAGGAGGAGACCAUCCUGCACUUCUUUGUGCAGAUCCUGCUUGCACUGCAUCAUGUGCACACCCACCUCAUCCUGCACCGAGACCUCAAGACUCAGAACAUCCUUCUUGACAAACACCGCAUGGUCGUCAAGAUCGGGGAUUUCGGCAUCUCCAAGAUCCUUAGCAGCAAGAGCAAGGCCUACACGGUGGUGGGUACCCCAUGCUACAUCUCCCCUGAGCUGUGCGAGGGCAAGCCCUAUAACCAGAAGAGUGACAUCUGGGCCCUGGGCUGUGUCCUCUACGAGCUGGCCAGCCUCAAGAGGGCUUUUGAGGCUGCGGUGAGUGUACGCACCCUCCAGGGGACAACUGGGAAGUCUACCGCUUCUCCCAGCAGCCCUCGCUCCAGCCACCUAGGGUUUCUCCUCUGGCUGAGUCACAUCUCUCCCUUUUCAGAUUACCCCAGGGAAGAGCUAUGGCUAUGCCUCAGACUAUGGAUUUCUUUUUUCUUUUUUUUUCCCUGGUCCCCAACUUUAUUUUGUUGCCGCAACCCUCUGGUGGACAGGGCUAUCUGGAAUGACUGCUUAACUUCUCUUCCUUCUUCCUCACGGCGCUUCUCCCCAGACCGAGGCAUCAUCAUGACCUUUGGCAGCGGCAGCAAUGGGUGCCUAGGCCACGGCAGCCUCACUGACAUCAGCCAGCCCACCAUUGUGGAGGACUUGCUGGGCUAUGAGAUGGUGCAGGUGGCCUGUGGGGCCUCUCACGUGCUGGCCUUGUCCACUGAGCGAGAACUAUUUGCCUGGGGCCGUGGAGACGGGGGGAGACUGGGACUAGGCACCAGGGAGUCCCACAGCUGCCCCCAGCAGGUGCCCAUGCCCCCGGGACAGGAAGCUCAGCGAGUUGUAUGUGGCAUCGACUCCUCCAUGAUCCUCACUGUGCCUGGCCAAGCCCUGGCCUGUGGAAGCAACAGGUUCAACAAACUGGGCCUGGACCAUCUCUCCCUGGGGGAGGAGCCUGUUCCCCACCAGCAGGUGGAGGAGGCCCUGAGCUUCACACCACUAGGCUCUGCACCCCUGGACCGGGAGCCCCUGCUGAGUGUAGACCUGGGCACUGCUCACUCAGCUGCUGUGACUGCCUUGGGUGAUUGCUACACUUUUGGCAGCAAUCAGCAUGGGCAAUUGGGCACCAAUGCUCGCCGGGGCAGCCGGGCACCCUGUAAGGUCCAAGGCCUUGAGGGCAUCAAGAUGGCAGUGGUAGCCUGUGGGGAUGCCUUCACUGUAGCUAUUGGGGCAGAGGGUGAAGUGUACUCUUGGGGCAAAGGGGCCCGAGGUCGACUGGGAAGGAGGGAUGAGGAUGCCAGAUUCCCUCGGCUAGUGCAACUGGAUGAGACACACCCUUACACGGUGACUUCCGUGUCCUGUUGCCAUGGAAACACCCUCCUGGCUGUUCGCCCGGUCACAGACGAGCCAGUCCCCCCGUGAGGCACCUGGAUACACCUCUGGACCAUCCUCAUAUUACUUCUCUUCUGAAUGUUCUGAAAAAUGCAGGUGCCCAAGGCAUGA
This is a messenger RNA of Cebus imitator (Panamanian white-faced capuchin), 1910 nucleotides long. It is a transcript of the gene NEK8, whose product is annotated as NIMA related kinase 8. Bases 72 to 1829 code for a protein of 585 amino acids. Gene Ontology annotation, molecular function: ATP binding; protein kinase activity. The transcript has 11 exons. Gene Ontology annotation, biological process: protein phosphorylation. The record is from RefSeq and is a predicted model, not a curated record. Lineage: Eukaryota; Metazoa; Chordata; Mammalia; Primates; Cebidae.